Messenger RNA from Diorhabda carinulata, 2356 nucleotides. Its product is annotated as sodium/hydrogen exchanger 9B2-like. Gene Ontology annotation, cellular component: membrane. The transcript is spliced from 8 exons. Bases 168 to 2051 code for a protein of 627 amino acids. NCBI's taxonomy places the organism in Eukaryota, Metazoa, Arthropoda, Insecta, Coleoptera, Chrysomelidae. The record is from RefSeq and is a predicted model, not a curated record. Gene Ontology annotation, molecular function: antiporter activity. Gene Ontology annotation, biological process: proton transmembrane transport.
GUAGUACCAACCUCGUGAUGCAACAAACAUCAUAUAAUCUUUUUCUGUGCUGUUUUUCAUUACACUUAUUCUAAUUCGUUUUAAAACAAUAACCAUCACUAUAUGUUCAACUAGUAGUUUGUAGUUAGGGGAAAAUAAAAAUAUUGUGUUCAAAUGUAGAUAAAACCAUGGAAGAACAGGUAGAUAUGAAUAAAGAACUCCAGACAGACCAAGCGGUGGAUACAUUCCAAUCUCAGCAUUGUUCAAAUCAUGCAUUUGACUUAGCUAAUAAUCAUCAUGGACAUUUAAAUCUUGCAUUUGAGCCAUCUAGUAAAGCUUCUAGCAGAAAAGUGUCAUCAGUAUCAUCGCAUAUAGAAGAGUCAUCAGUAAUGAAAAAAAGUCAGAUGCAUAAAUCGAAUUCAGAAAAAAUGUUGAACUUAAACAGUCAAGACUUAUACGCCAGUCAUGAAAAUGAAAGCUCGUGGUGGUAUGAUGUAUGUAUAAGAUUGAAUUCAGCCGAAGAGGUGAAGAAAGAAUAUCAACCCGAAAUAUGGAGAAGAGUUUGCCCACAACCAUAUUGUCUUUCGUACCGUAGGGUGACCCGAAUUUUAGCUUUAACGUUAAUAGGAUUUUUAGCUUGGACAAUUUUGUAUGCGAUUGUUGGUGAUAUCGCAGCACCUCCAAAAGGUCAAAUUUUUCAGCUCAUUAUUCUCAGUAUAUUUUCAUAUUUCGGUGGAUGGUUAUUCGGAUUAACCACUUUACCUGCCUUGGUAGGAAUGCUAUUCACCGGAAUAGCCAUGCAGAAUUUAAAUAUUGUGAAUAUUGAUGCUUCUUUCUCGCAUCUUAAUAAACACUUGAGUGCUGUCGCUUUGGUAAUAAUACUCACUAGGGCGGGUUUAGAUCUUGAUCCAUCAGCGGUAAACAAAUUGAAAUUCACAGUUUUGAAAUUAUCAAUCAUUCCAUGGACAACAGAAGCUGCUGUUACUAUAGUUUUAUCAAAAUUUUUAUUGAGUAUUGGAUGGAAAUACGCAAUUCUUCUUGGUAGCAUAACGGCAGCAGUAGCCCCUGCCGUGGUGGUACCAUGUCUCUUUCGGUUACGCUCCAAAGGUUAUGGAGUUGUUAAGGGAAUCCCGACAUUAAUAAUAGCUGUAGCUAGUAUAGAUGAUGCACUUUCCGUAGCUAUAUUUGGAGUUGUAUUGGGAAUCAUCUUCAAUGGAUCUAGUAUUACCGAAGGAGUUGUUUUCGGUAGCCUAUCGAUUUUAGCAGGCAUGGUAAUUGGAGUGAUGUGGGGAAUGAUUUGCAACCUCACUCCUGAAAGAAACGAUCCUUUUGCUGCACCCUUAAGAAUCCUACUUCUUCUAGUCGGAGGUCUAGCAGGAGUUUUCGGAAGUGAGCUUAUUGGUUACGGAGGUGCUGGUCCUUUGAUAUGCGUUACAGCUGCUUUUGUGUCUCUUGUUAACUGGUCAAAGCAAGGUUGGCAUAUUGAAGAGAAUCCUGCAGCCAUAGCUUUCGAGAUAUUUUGGAUGAUUUUCCAGCCUAUUUUAUUCGGAAUUACUGGAUCUAAAAUUAAAUUGAGAGAAUUGGACGGAGAAAUUGUACUUAUAAGCUUGGGAAUCCUCCUGUUGGUAGUAUUACUGCGAAUUGGCGUAACAAUAUUAGUGGGAAUCGGAUGUAAUAUGAAUUUGAAGGAAAAAUUAUUUGUCAGCGUCUCAUGGAUAAGUAAAGGUAUAGUGCAGGCUGCAUUAGGACCUAUAGCACUAUCUUUACUAGAACACAAGGAAAGUAGUGAGAAAAUGGACGCAGAGAAGUUAUUGCAAUGUUGUAUUCUUUCCAUAAUUCUCACAGCUCCAACCGGGGCAUUACUAACUACUGUACUUGGACCAAUUCUUCUCACUAAAGAGAAAUCUCAUUCUCCAGAAUCGGCAAUUAGGAGGAAAAGUAGGAGACAAUCUUUUCUCAGUCCAGAUUUAUUAGUAGAUAAAAAUAAUUUUGAAGAGGGAGAGCUUGGGAAUAACGCUGCAAUAACCGCUAUUGUUGAAGAAGAUGGAGAAACUUAUAAAUCUCAAAAAUAAUGAUCAAUUUGCAAAUAUUAGUGUUUUUUACAUGAUUUUGUACGGAAUUCUCGAACAAAUAGGGCGAUUUGAUCUGAUAUAACUGGCGAAUUCCAUUUGACUUAUUUGAUUUGUCUAUACUAUAUGAUACUCAUGUCUCCAUCACCGCUUAUUGAAGAUAUUCAGUUAAAUUUUUUUAUUGAAAUUUCAAACACAGUCUUAUAAAUAUUUAAUGGUAAUCUUCACCUAUAAUAUAACCAAAGUCCAGUGAAUUGACUAAAAUGUGUUAAAAACUGUUAAAGUAAAUAGAGAAACUUGGAAUAUUA